CUGUUGAUCUUCUACUUCAGUUUUAUUUUUAUUUUAGCAUGUCUCUCCAAUCUUCUUUUGUUGCCACUCCAAAUGCAAACACAAAGAUCAUUCGCCCGUUAGCCAAUUUCCAUCCUAGCAUUUGGGGUGAUCGCUUCAUCACAUAUGCUCCUCCUGAUGAUAUGAUGUAUGAGGCUUGUCUUAAACAAGUUGAUGAAUUGAAAGAAGAAGUGAGAAGGAUGCUAGUGGGUGAUGCUAAUAAUGAGUUUUUAAAGAAACUAAGCUUGAUUGAUUCAUUGCAAAGGCUUGGUGUGGCAUAUCACUUUGAAGAAGAGAUUGAGGAGAUACUGGAGCAGAUACAUGAAGCCCCAGAUCAUGGUUUUGAUGAUGACAAUGAUGAUCUUUAUACCAUAGCUUUGCGAUUUCGCUUACUGAGACAGCAAGGGUAUAAUGUCCCUUGUGAUGUUUUCAAAAGAUUCAAGGAAGAGGACUUCAUUAAUGAUGUGAGUGGGAUGCUAUGCUUGUAUGAAGCUACACAUUUGAGGGUACAUGGAGAAGAUAUUCUAGAUGAAGCCCUAGAGUUCACAACCACUAGACUUAAUUCCAUAGUCACUGAUGGUUUAAAACCUCAUCCUCUUGCAACACAAGUGAUGCAUGCCUUGAAAAAAUCCUUUCACAAGAACCCGCCAAGGAUAGAAGCUAGGGACUACAUCUCUAUUUACCAAGAAGACUACAAUACAAAGAAUGAAUCUCUUCUUAAGCUUGCAAAACUAGAUUUCAAUCUACUACAGUCCAUCCACCAGCAGGAGCUAAGCCAACUCUCAAAAUGGUGGAAAGAAUUGGGGUUUGCAUCAAAGCUACCUUAUGCUAGAAACAGACUUGUGGAGUCAUAUUUUGUUGCAAUGGGGUUGUGUUUUGAGCCUCAUUAUGCUCUUUCUAGAAAGAUGAUAACCAAAGUUACAUCCCUGAUUGUGAUUAUAGAUGAUACAUAUGAUGCAUAUGGUACCUUCGAAGAACUCCAGCUCUUCACAGAUGCAGUUGAGAGGUGGGACUAUAGCGCCAUGGAUGGACUCCCUGAAUACAUGAAAGUUAUCUACUCGGCACUCUUAGAUUUUUACAAUGAAACUGAGGAAGAGUUGAGAAAGGAUGGACAAUCUUAUCGUUUUUACUAUGCAAAAGAAGCGAUGCAAACACAAGUUAGAACCUACUUCAUCGAGGCCAAAUGGUUAAAUGAUGGAUAUAUUCCAACAUUCGAAGUGUAUAUGCAAAAUGCAUCAACCAGCAUUGCUUAUAUCUUGCUAGUAGUCCAUUCCUUGGUUGGCAUGGGAGAUUUUGUGACAAAGGAAACCUUUGCUUGGGCAAUGAAUAAUCCAGAGCUUAUGAAGGCUUCAACCUUAAUUGCCAGACUCAUGAAUGAUAUGAAGGCCCAUAAGUUUGAGCAAGAGAGAGGGCAUGUUUGUUCGGCUGUGGAGUGCUACAUGAAGCAACACAAUGUUUCAGAAGAAGAGGUAUAUGAUGAAUUUAAUAGAAGAGUGGUGGAUGCAUGGAAAGAUGUAAAUGAAGCGUGCAUGAGACCUAUGAUGACUACUGCAGCUAUCCCAAGGCCAGUUCUGUCAGUGUUUGUCAACUAUGAUUGUAAUAUUGAUGUGGUCUACACGUAUAAAGAUGGUUUCACUUUUGCUAAUGAAAUAUUGAAGGAGCUCAUCACCUCAUUGCUUGUCGAUCCCAUACCCAUGUAG
Telopea speciosissima is the source of this 1718-nucleotide messenger RNA. RefSeq names its product (-)-germacrene D synthase-like. Gene Ontology annotation, biological process: diterpenoid biosynthetic process. The record is from RefSeq and is a predicted model, not a curated record. Gene Ontology annotation, molecular function: terpene synthase activity; magnesium ion binding. NCBI's taxonomy places the organism in Eukaryota, Viridiplantae, Streptophyta, Magnoliopsida, Proteales, Proteaceae. Bases 39 to 1718 code for a protein of 559 amino acids. The transcript has 8 exons.